Bombyx mandarina (wild silkworm) is the source of this 4321-nucleotide messenger RNA. RefSeq lists its product as uncharacterized. Gene Ontology annotation, cellular component: nucleus. NCBI's taxonomy places the organism in Eukaryota, Metazoa, Arthropoda, Insecta, Lepidoptera, Bombycidae. The record is from RefSeq and is a predicted model, not a curated record.
UCUAACAAUUUUGUUUUAUUUAAUAAUUGUAUGCUCAUAACCUAAUAAAAUUGCUAAUUAAAACACUUUUAACAUUUAAUAAUAUACUGCAAUAAUUCCAGGAACAAAACUAACUAUAAUAUAGUCGUUUAAUCAUUAUGAAGAGAUGGGACCAAACUAAUUUGCAAGCAAUUUGUAAAACAAUUUUUUGUUUGGAAGUUUAAAUGUAAAAUGAGCACAGUAUGUCUUAUUUGAGUGCUUCAGAAAAUGUUGGUUUUAGUGGUAUUCCACAAAACAUAUCAGAUGCAAGCUGUGCUACACAAUAUAAAAUGGCUGUUGAAGGUGUAUCGGGAUGUGGCGAUGUCAACAUGUUUAUACAUGACAAUUCCGGUGAUGAACAAACUUACAUAACUCCAUUUAAUGACAAUUUCUUUACUAAAUUCAAAAUAGAUCCAAACGAGUUAUACACGUUUCAUGAUACUGAUGUUGUCGCUGGUGAGAUCACCGUUAGUCAUACAGAAGAUGCAUAUAUGCUGGAUCAUGAUAAAAUCAAGUUAGAGAAUCCGAGUAAAGAUUUAGAGGUACCAGUAAAAUAUACAAAUGGUGAUGUUAAAAAGGAAAAAGAAGAAAUUGUCACAAACGGACAUUACACACACAUCUCCAAGCAGACUGCUACAGAUAUUAAGACUACAAAUACCAAAGCAUUGAAAACUAAACAGGUUAAAGAGCCAAUACGUAGAGAGUCGACAACUUCAAUUAAUCAAGGAAGUGGCCCCUGUCAGAUUGAAAAUGCAACAGCUACAAGUAAUAAAAACAGUAUUAAUAAUGUUAAUGUAAAUGAUAAUACCAUCUUGUUGUCAAAAACGUCUAGCAACGAAACUUUUUUAGAUGUCUUCAAAAGAGAACAAGGAUUGGUUGAUAAUAAAGUAGUCAUUAAUAGGGAAUCUGUUGCUUCUGUCAUUAAAGUACCUACAACACCACCCAAAAAAGCAUCUGCAGGAAAGACACAUCAAUCAAAACAGCGUAAAGGCAGAGGACCAGCUGUUCAUGAAGCUUUGCAACGGAUAUCUAACCAAAACCGUGCUUUGCCUGUACCUUGUGGUACAUGGCAUGCUCCAGGAGAAAUAUUGUUUAGCUGUGGACCGCUGGACAGCAAACGUCCUGGGUUCAGGCAGGUUGACACGAGCAGUAGUGAUGAUGAUAAUAUUCCUGAUUAUGAAUCAGGUGGAGGUCCGGUCUGCGUUGAAGAAACAGCAGCAGAAAGUCGAAGUGCACGGCUGGCGCUGCGUCGGGCUGCUUUACGGAGGCACGUUGUGAGAGCAAAUACAGGACUAAAACUAGCCAGAGACUACAGAGAUGAUAGAGCACUAGCAACAUUAAUCAAAAAACAGCUGAACAAGCAAGGUCCUUCAUAUCACUUACCAACACAUACAGUUAACCACCUGCUGGCCAUGCGAGGUAUGCCUGCAGUUCUAACAUCGAAUGAAAGAAGACGGCUAAGAGAAAGCGGUUGGUCUGGUGGCGAGAGUGGUUCAUGGGAUGCCACGAAAGCUAAGUGCCUCGAAGAAAAAUGCGAGGCGGAACCCUUGCCGUGCGGACGUUAUUGUCUAGCGCACGUUACUUUGGCAGCGGAACAGCGCUUGUACGCGGCUUGCGCUGCGGUGUUCGCCGGAGGGGCCCGCUGCAGGCAUCCGCUGCUUCCGCUGCACGAACACACGCCACUCUGCGCCGAACACGCCUGGAAACGGGAUAACUACGAUAAGUUAUGUCGCGAUACAAGACCGAAGAAGGUUGUGCGCGGUCGAGUGCUGCCGAUGACGUCACGGGCUCCGAGACGAGUGAAGCGCCGUCGUCGCGUGCCCCUCAAGAACAAACCCCCCGCACCACCGCCCUCAGCCGAACAUUCUCUCUCAGAAAUCAACGUUUAUUCUAACUCAUCAAAUUACGAUAGCUCCGAAGACACCACUAUGGGCGCGCUGAGCGAGAAUGAGUACAUCGCUACAGCGAACAAUUCAAAUGAACUAGAAGUCGAAGUCGGCACGGUACCGUCUGACGUGUUGUUAGAUCCAGCGGUGCUGAGUCAGAUCCCUGACGAAGCAUUCACGGAGUUCUUUAAUCAAGCGGAAGGGUCGUCCUCGUUCGCGGAAAGUUCGGAGCUAGCAGCGGCGUUGGAAGCUGUACUCGACGAGAGAGUAUUAGACGAGAGAGCGUUAGAUUCAAUCACCGACUGUGUUUUCACGCCCCAAGCAGAAACGAAGGACAAAAUACAAGUACCAUCUUCGAUGCCGUCGAGCGCACCGUCAUAACAUAAUAAUUUUCUUUUAAGUUAUCUUAUUAAAUGACUCAUGUACUCUUAACAUUUAGGAACAAAUUCGUAUAAAAUAGGACUACGUUGAGUUGAAAUUGUCGAAAAAUAUUUUUCUUCGUGCUUUAAUUUUUUUAUGUAAUUUGUACGUAAGUAGAGAUUGUGUAACGCGACGGUUUGGUGUGUGUGCGAACUAACGUCUAACAUCACAGAAAAAAAAAAUCGUCAGCUGUAUUGGCCAUUUUUGUUGUAUUUUCUGUAUAAUCGUUUUUCCAUUAGAAUUUUUGAAGCAAAACAAAAAUGAGCUAUGAGUUAUAUGUAUAUGUGCUUGACGCGUUGCAUAAGGAAAAUAACUAAUAUCGGUACAUACUUAUUUUAGUUGAAAGUAAAAGUGCGUAUGCUUACUCUAUUCGUUUUGUUAGACGUUCGUUCAUUAAAAUGAUGUUUGGGUGUUAAAAAGUAGGUAAUGUAGUUUGAACAAACAUAUAUAUAUAUAUAAAUACUAUAUACAUAUUUAUUUUUUAAAUAUAAUACUUCAUUCGAAAAAGCAAUAAUAACACGCUUAAUAUGUGUAUAUUAAAUAAAUAAAAAUACAUCAGUACUAUAUUAUAUGUUAUACUGUGAUGAAUAGUUGCACCGAUUUUUUUAAAUAUUUUAAACUUUCUGCCCUAUUGUUGUAUCGAUUAGAAAUUAUUGAACAUGAUGAUUGCUUUAAUUCUAAUCAUUUUUGAACGGGUAAUAUACUUUUAUCGAUAGAAUUCAAAUGACAUCGCUAACUAAUCUACAAUCAAACAUGUGUUAAGAGAAAUCAUAACUAUUAUUGAGUCAUUUUAGUAACAUUUGACGUCUGUCAGUUUUAUCUUCUUAGUGAGGUGACCUACUUAAAAACAUUGAUUAAAGUGAAUGAAUCGAUACAGACUUGAAACAUAUGUGAAUUUUAAAAAUCUUCAGGUGAAUUCCUGUCCCAUUAUUAUUUUUUCUUUCGUAAAUUUCAAGAGAAAAAUAAGAAAAGUACAUAAUUUAACAAAAAUAUUGCAUUUAUUCAGUUCAAUUAUCAGAACUGUUAUUAAUAUUGUCAUCUUCAUCACAGCACUCAGAGAUAUUAUUAAUUUAUUUUCAAUAAUAUUGUCUAUUCUCACAACUCGUUCACAAUCCUGUAAAAUUAUUUUCUUUGUUUUCUCUACGAAUUUGGUUAUUGAUUUGUGGUGAUAUUUCUUCACAAGUAAUCAUUGCAUUCGAUUCUACUUAUCAGCUUUCGAUUUUUAGAGCAACAUCCCUAGCGUUAAAAAAGAAAAAUUGUUAACUAACGCAGCAUCGUAACAACGUUCAGUUUUUUAGAUCAGAAAUUGUUUAUUAUGUUUAGAAUGGUUUAUUAGUAAAAUUACUCGUAUCGGUCAUUAUUACAAUUAGAUAUGUAAUAGUAAUUGAAAAAAGUGUGCAGUUCUAACAUAAAAAAAAAAUAUUUUGCCCGCCGUUACAAGGCUACGUUGUUGAGUUUUGAUGAAUUGUCAAAUGUUACCUAUUAAAAUGACCUAUGAGUAAAACACAUGUUUUUCUGCUCAAAAUAGUGCAAGCGAUCAUCAUGUCCAAUAAAUUGAAAUAUCGAUAAUAUAUACAUACAUUAGAUACUCAUAUCGAUAAAUUGCAAAUGAUACUUUCAGAAAUAUAUUCUAAUGAAUGCUCGAUAAAUACGAUAAAAUAAAUGUUGCAUUUUGAAUUCUUUACAUGUUUUUCAUAUACAUAUGUAUGAUUGUUAAAAAUCACUUGUAUAACUCAGAAACACCAAUAAAAUAUGUAAUAGUAUUAAGUACAUAUUUUCAAUCGACCAAGUUCCAUAGAUAAGCAAUAAAUAGUAUAGACAUCAGCCAAAUAUAGCUAUUCUUUUUAUUAAGUGAAGUUUUUGGAUUCUCUUCAAUUGAAUGAAUUAAUUGAAGCUGUAUAAUAAUUCAUUUCAAAACUUGGAACUUGUACUAAAAUGAAUGAAUGAAUGAAGUUGCCUAAUGCCUCAUAUUUGUUCUUUAAAGCGUCAAUUCUAAA